This is a messenger RNA of Lagopus muta (rock ptarmigan), 4148 nucleotides long. It is a transcript of the gene CHRNA1, whose product is annotated as cholinergic receptor nicotinic alpha 1 subunit. The transcript is spliced from 8 exons. Gene Ontology annotation, molecular function: acetylcholine-gated monoatomic cation-selective channel activity; transmembrane signaling receptor activity. The record is from RefSeq and is a predicted model, not a curated record. Bases 262 to 1785 code for a protein of 507 amino acids. Lineage: Eukaryota; Metazoa; Chordata; Aves; Galliformes; Phasianidae. Gene Ontology annotation, cellular component: postsynaptic membrane; synapse; neuron projection. Gene Ontology annotation, biological process: chemical synaptic transmission; monoatomic ion transmembrane transport; nervous system process.
ACUUGUUCAAAAUUUAUUUCAAGAUGUGUUGGAGGCUCUAUCAAAUGUGGCUUGACGUGCAAAAUCUCCUCAGCUGUGUGUUGACAAGGACACACGGUUGUUUUGCAGCUGGUUGUGUUGUACCAGGAUGAUUCUCUGUAAAUCGUUCUUUAGAAGAAUAAUGACUUUGUUCUAUGAUGCUAGACCCUUUUCACUAAAUCCCAGAAGUGAACUGAACUCCUGCCCAGCCAUCAGAAGGCAGCAGGGGCUUUGGUUGGGCUAAUGAAGCAUAGCACAAAACCUGGCCUGGCCGCCAUGCUGCUCUCACAGCAUGGGGAGGGAAGCAUGAAUGACAAGGGGGCUUUGCAGAGAGCAGGAUCUGGCUGGCCGCAGGUCUGCCUAUGUGCAGCAUGUCCCUGCAACAGCCCCAUGGUGCAUCCCACACCUCCCACUGAUGCCAUUUUGUUGCACACAGCCGGGCCGGCCCUGUGCUAUGAGCACGAGACGCGCCUGGUCGACGACCUGUUCCGGGACUACAACAAGGUGGUGCGCCCUGUGGAGAAUCACCGCGAUGUCGUCGUUGUCACUGUCGGGCUGCAGCUCAUUCAGCUCAUCAAUGUGGAUGAAGUAAAUCAGAUUGUAACAACCAACGUACGCCUGAAGCAGCAAUGGACAGACAUCAACCUGAAGUGGAACCCAGAUGACUAUGGUGGCGUGAAACAAAUCCGCAUCCCAUCAGAUGACAUCUGGCGCCCGGAUCUUGUCCUUUACAACAAUGCGGAUGGUGAUUUUGCCAUUGUUAAAUACACCAAGGUCCUUCUGGAACAUACGGGAAAGAUCACCUGGACACCUCCUGCUAUCUUUAAAAGUUACUGUGAAAUUAUAGUCACAUACUUCCCAUUUGAUCAGCAGAACUGUAGCAUGAAGCUGGGAACGUGGACGUACGAUGGUACAAUGGUGGUUAUCAACCCGGAGAGCGAUCGCCCCGAUCUGAGUAACUUCAUGGAGAGUGGUGAGUGGGUGAUGAAGGACUACCGUGGCUGGAAGCACUGGGUUUACUACGCCUGCUGCCCCGACACUCCCUACCUGGACAUCACGUACCACUUCCUCAUGCAGCGCCUGCCGCUCUACUUCAUCGUCAACGUCAUCAUCCCCUGCCUGCUCUUCUCCUUUUUGACAGGGUUUGUUUUUUAUCUACCCACAGAUUCAGGUGAGAAAAUGACCCUCAGCAUCUCUGUCUUGCUGUCACUGACUGUGUUCCUGCUGGUCAUCGUGGAGCUGAUUCCUUCUACCUCCAGUGCAGUGCCUCUGAUAGGCAAAUACAUGUUGUUUACCAUGGUGUUUGUCAUCGCUUCCAUCAUUAUCACUGUCAUCGUCAUCAACACCCACCACCGCUCUCCCAGCACUCACACCAUGCCACACUGGGUCAGGAAGAUCUUUAUUGACACAAUCCCAAACAUCAUGUUUUUCUCUACAAUGAAACGACCAUCCAGGGAUAAACUAGACAAGAAAAUUUUUGCAGAAGAUAUUGAUAUUUCUGAAAUUUCCGGGAAGCAAGGUCCUGUGCCUGUCAAUUUCUACUCCCCACUUACCAAAAAUCCAGAUGUGAAAAACGCUAUAGAGGGAAUCAAAUACAUUGCGGAAACGAUGAAGUCAGACCAAGAAUCCAGUAAUGCAGCUGAUGAGUGGAAGUUUGUUGCAAUGGUGCUCGAUCAUCUUCUCCUCGUAAUAUUUAUGCUAGUCUGCAUUAUUGGAACAUUAGCUGUAUUUGCUGGUCGCCUUAUUGAAUUAAAUCAGCAAGGAUGAACAUCAAAUGGAAACUAUUCACUGCCUGGGCUGGGACUGGAAAGCAUCUUAACUGCUAAAACCUGGCCAGCCAUGAAAGUUCCCCUGGGACUGAGCAGAGAUACUAAAAUGUGCUUAGCACUUCAGAGCUUCUGCUUGGUGCUGUUUCACUGCCAAAAUGACACGCUUGCUCUACUGCUAGGCUGAAUGGCUGUCAGCCAGAUUUGGGUCCAUUUUACCAUUAGGAAUGUUGACAUGUUAAUAAGACCGUCUGACAUUGUUAUCCACAAAUAUGAUUCUAGUGACAUCAAUAGCAGUAAUAUGUUCUAUCUGAGCUGCAAAUCUGUAUUCAGCUUUAGAGCAGCUUUCAAGCUGGUUUCAAUAUCUGCUCUGUGGUUUUUGUACUGGCAGUGCCACAAAUGCUUCUUGUAACACAGGCUGUAGCCAGCAGAAGUGUCUCAAGCUCCUUGGUAAAGCAUCUGAUUUCUGUGUACAAAUCAGAAGUGACUGACUCUCAUGUGUCAAUCUGCAAUCUCUUAACUUGCAGAACUCUUGGUCCAGCAUAGAGGGAAUGUUCCUUGUUGUGAAAUGGAUCCACUGCUGUUUCUUGCUAUGCAGGCCCAGGGUAAAAGACACAUUGAAGAUUUUUCACCCUUCUUUAUCAUUGAGCUCUGCUCUGUGGCCGCACAACUAUCAUGCAGACUGAGAGCAAGCAUACCUCGGUGUCCCUCUUCACACUGAGUGAUGAGCAUUGCGAGCACAGUUUCGCCUUUGGGGGUGCUCAGUACGAUAACUUAACUGCACCUCUGCUCCCUGAAAAGCACCUCCUGCCCUGCUGGAAUGCAUUAGGAGCAGCAGGCCGGCACGGCUCAGCACUGCAACGACCGCUUCCGAUGCAAGUGCGUGUGACGAAAGGAUCGGACCUCCCCCCAUGUCCGCCGAUUCAACCGAGCUUCCUUCAAACGUUGAGCAGCAGCUCACUCUAGUGACAAAAGCGGGUAGUUGCUUUCGCCCAAAAACGGAUACUGCAAUGGUUUUUUUUUUUUAAGUAAAUAAGACUAAAAGUUUUUAGUCAACCCAAGGAACAAGCCUAUGUCUGUUUCACUAGUACAGUGUGUAGUACACACUAAUAGUACAAGUUCGAGUAGUUCUGCCUAUUAUUCUUAAAAACAGAUAAGCACAAGUGAAGCAAAUGAUACAAAUCACCCAUCUUUCCAAGCUCGCUGUUCAAACCAGGACUACUCUGCUGUCAAUUGCUGUGUGUUUAAUAAAAUAACAUGUUUUAUGUUUGUGCUCUACAAGAAUGUGUCGUGUCUGCAGAGGUCAGGCAUUUGAAACCCUCUGUGGGGGAAAUCAGGCAGUUGAGUAACAUUUCUGUUCGUGCAUAAGGCAGCUUGGGAAUGUUUUGCUGAGCUGCAGUCCUCACCAAAACACUUUGUGCAGGUCGGUCAACCACUUGUAGCACUCUGCUCACUUGUAGCACUCUGCUUGGCUAUUUGGGUUUUGACUUUGGUAAUCUUUGCCUCCCUGGAUGAUCAUUAACGUAAACAGUGGCUGGAGAUGCAUGCUGAGGUAAACCCCUGCUGACAGAUGGAGUGCUUGCUGCAGCUCUGCUUAAUUUCAGUGAAGCUUCCAGCCCUUGGAUGAAGCUAUGGAGCUCACCAGCUUGUCAGGAGCUGAGCUGCAGUGAAGCAGUGCCUGUGAUGCUGCUUAUGUUGGGAGAUGGUGAUUGGUACUGAAGUGGCAGGACAAUCCUUUUAGGGGAACCUGUGGUUGAAUUUUGGAGUUAAAAAUAAACAAGUAACAACAUCUGUGGGUAAGUAGCUGCAUUACCUCUGUUAGGUUUCCUUGAGGCAUCCCUUUGGGUAGUGGUCUCAAAAUUCCAUCUGUGUGAGUGUGUGCUCACCACUCUAGCUCUGGCUCCCUCUAUGCACAGCUAGCUGCCAUGCUGUAGUCAUUUCCUUUCCCUUCCUCAAAGAAACUUCAGAAAUUACUUAUGUAAAAUUUUACAUAUUACCUAUGUGAAAAUUUUUAUUUGUGAUAGUUUGUUCUGUCUUACAGGCACAGUAAACCUCCUGCCUUCCUAUCACACAGUCUUGAUGAACUGGGCAUGUCUCAAAGGUGUGGCACUGAGGGGAAACAGCAAAUACUUUCUCUUCCUGGGUAGCAGAAUCUGUCCCCUGCCUCUCCAUGCAGCCAGUCCUCCAAACAUCAACAGGGCACCCCAGGGGGAAGUUUACAUGCACCUCUUUUUUUUUUUUUUUGCUUUGAAUACUCAGAUUGUGCAAGCCACUUUUCAUGUUUGUUCUAUCUCACCUUCAUGAUAACAUUUCUCUUAGGUAUCACUGAUAGCCUCUGUUAUUAAUAUCCAUCUACUGAAACAC